Messenger RNA from Scomber japonicus (chub mackerel), 1397 nucleotides. RefSeq names its product matrix remodeling-associated protein 8-like. The transcript is spliced from 12 exons. Gene Ontology annotation, cellular component: cell surface; membrane. Gene Ontology annotation, biological process: cell adhesion; establishment of glial blood-brain barrier. NCBI's taxonomy places the organism in Eukaryota, Metazoa, Chordata, Actinopteri, Scombriformes, Scombridae. Bases 10 to 1317 code for a protein of 435 amino acids. The record is from RefSeq and is a predicted model, not a curated record.
GCUGUCAACAUGAAGCAUUCGAGGGAGGACAUCAUUUUUCAAGCUUUCCUCUUGAUCCACAUCCCUGUGGCCUGCUUCUUCACUGCAGUGUCAGGCCAGUCUGACAGCAGCAGCAGUGUGGUGGUGGCAGGGUAUAAUGUGAGCGCCCCUGCUGGAUCCAGGGUGGUGCUCCAAUGUGUAAGCGGCCGCAUGGUGUGGACCAGGGAUGGGGUGAGGGACAGACAGAGGGUGCUCCACUGGGAUCUGUACCGGGAACAUCCAGACUAUGCCAUGGAGAGGGUGGUGGACAUGUUCUCUGCGGGUGACCAGAGGAUCUACAAUUCCUACAACCGUGGCAGAGUCGGCCUCAGCACGAAUGCCUUCAAGGAUGGAAACUUCUCCCUGGUCAUCAAAGAUGUGACCAUGAAUGACAGAGGUCUGUACUCUUGUAACCUCCACCAUCUCUACUGCCACCUGUACGAGACAGUCAGAGUACAACUUAACGUUACAAAAUCACGUCGUAAAGAGCAGCGCUUUUGGGAUGGACAAAAGGCGGUGUUCGUGGUGCUGCUGGGAAGCACUGUGGUGCUGCCAUGCAUCAACAGACGAAAUGUAUGGACAGACUGGAGUAAUGAGGAGGAGGAUCAGCAGGUGGUCCACUGGGACCGCCAGUCCCCAGGAAUCCGCCAUGACCGCGCUGACCGGUUGGUGGACCUGUAUGCCUCAGGGGAGCAGCGCAGCUACGGACCACUCUUUCUCCAGAGGAAGAUGAACAUCAGCAAUCAAGCCUUUGCAGAGGGAGACUUCUCACUCAGCAUAUCUGAUCUGCAGUCCACAGAUCAGGGCUUGUAUUCCUGCCACCUCCAUCAUCAUUACUGUGGUCUACAUGAGAGAAGAGAGUUCCAGGUCACGGUAGAGCCACCAGUGAUUCAGACCACCCUGCCAGCUAAAGCACUGCCCAGUGAAGACAAAGACACCACUAAGGCUGAGUCACCGCGAAUCAUCAACGUCAUUGUGCCAGACCAAAGACACCACUUUCUCCUGCCUCUGGGCUACGUCCUCACCUCCUUCCUCCUCCUGGCAUUCAUCAUCCUCAUCCUCAUCCUCAUCACACGCAGACGUAGAACAAAAGAGUUUUAUCCACAGUCGUCUAUGAGGUCCAGCAGAAGUCAAAGCAGCUCAGAUGAGUUUGAGAUGGAUGUUGCAGAGAUGAAGGUGUGCACUGAGCCGGAAGAGAGAGGAUUCGACUACAAGAACAACUUGCUGAAAGAGAAGGUCCACAUGAAUACUCCCAAAGUCAUUGAUCUUGAUAAAGAGAUGCAGAAGUUUUCUAAGUGAGAAAAUGACAAAGAAAAAGUCAAACUGGAGUCACUGGCUGGUCCAGAGGCUGCCCUCCAAGAAAAAACACCUCUACAAAU